Epinephelus fuscoguttatus (brown-marbled grouper) is the source of this 1199-nucleotide messenger RNA. RefSeq names its product nuclear receptor subfamily 0, group B, member 2a (gene nr0b2a). Gene Ontology annotation, biological process: circadian rhythm; negative regulation of transcription by RNA polymerase II. Gene Ontology annotation, molecular function: transcription corepressor activity; transcription factor binding. The coding region runs from base 1 to 834 and encodes 277 amino acids. The record is from RefSeq and is a predicted model, not a curated record. Lineage: Eukaryota; Metazoa; Chordata; Actinopteri; Perciformes; Serranidae. Gene Ontology annotation, cellular component: nucleus; cytoplasm. The transcript has 2 exons.
AUGAAGAGCCCAUCCUGUGAGAGGCCACUUGCAUUUCACUGUAGACCUCUACAGCCUGUAAAAAUGGAUAACAGGUGUCAUUGUGCAGCCAGCAGCGACAGGCUAUCGAAUCCUAUCCUCUUCAACAUCCUCAGCCAAAUGGAUAACAGCAAACCGAGCCAAAACUGCUUCAAUUCAAUACCUCAUAGAUGCAACUGUGAGCUGCGACAGACAGUGUGCUUGAAAAGGCCAUCUGAGAUCUGCAAAGAAGCGUCAGCAGUUCUGGUUAAAACUGUCCAUUUCAUGAAAAACUUGCCAGCCUUUAACCAGAUGCCACCAAAUGACCAGUUCGCACUUCUUAAGAGCAGCUGGGCACCGCUCUUCAUCUUGGGUCUGGCCCAGGAGCGUGUGGAUUUUGAGGUGACGGACACACCUGCUGACAGCAUGCUGAAGAAAAUUCUCCUAAACCGUCAGGAGAGCCCUGAGAUGGAGAGGGAGCAGCCCACCAUGGCAGGUGUCAGCAAACUCAAAUCCUGCCUCAAAAAGUUUUGGAGUUUGGACUUGAGUCCAAAGGAGUAUGCAUACCUCAAAGGGACCACGAUAUUUAAUCCAGAUGUCCCAGAUCUAAAGGCAGCUCUGUUUGUUGAAGGCUUGCAACAGGAAGCUCAGCACGCCCUCAGUGAGGUGGUCCAGCUCCUUCACCCAGGGCACCAGGAGCGCUUUGCUCGAAUCCUCCUCACAGCCUCUACGCUGCAGAGCAUCACACCCAGCCUCAUCACUGAACUCUUCUUCCGGCCCGUGAUAGGUCAGGCUGAUCUGCUGGAGCUGCUGGUCGACAUGCUCUUCUGCAGAUAGAAGAGGACAGCGGGGCUUCAUAUAAUAAACUGUCCUGGAGAAAGUUGAAUCCGAUGUUUUUAACAGUGGUGAUACAGAACUUUUUUCGCUGACCAACCCAAGCAAUGUUUCCUCAUGAAAUGAAGGAACGCCUCACAGUGGACAGCUCAGAAAACAACUGAUGAUAGCCAACAGAAAAAAAACUUGUGUAUUGGUGAACACGAAACUAUAAAUGACUAAACUUACAUUGAAGCUGAGGUCACUUUAGCCCAGUCUGGAAAUCUUUUAGCUGCUGAAGAAGAAGACAGACUGUACCCACUGAGAAUAUACUGUAUCUUAUGUUGAAGAUCUUGUUUGCUUCGAUGUUGUAAAUAAGUCUGCAUUUU